AUGUACUUUCGAACUCACACUGGGGCCCCACCUGGCACCGGUGAGGGCCAGCGCGUCGGGGCGCCGCCGAGCUCCCCGCAGGUCGGGGUCCCCGGGGAUCCAGUGCAGAGACUGCAGAGCCCUCCGGCCCCGCAGCGUCAGCCGAGCCAGCGCUGCGUUCUUGAGCAUCCCAAUUCCCCUUCUGUUUUCGGGCCGGUGACGGCUGAGGGAGACGGCGACACCUGGGUGGAGGGGAGAGAGCAAGCAACGAAAGAGGAGUUCCUGCCUGCACCCCCGCCGCCUCUCACUUGGUACCUUCCGACUCCUCCGCCCCGCGGCUCGGGAAGCUUCUCCACAGAACUGAAAGAGCGGCGCGGUAGCGGGGAGGGGCCGGCGGAAGGGGCGGGCGGGCGCUGGGGGCGGGGCGGUCACGCCGCCCGUCCCGUGCCCGCUGAGUCACGUGCUUGCGUCGCAGCCAAUCGCUGGGCGGCGCUGUCCUGGGAGCGAGGAGGCUGUGGUGAGAGACGGACGGAGACCGGAGAUGUUUUCAAGCCCGGCCUCCGCGGCGUUCGUGGCGGUUGCAGCGGCGACGAAGACAACGACAGCGACGGCAACACCGAGGCACUCAUUCAGGGGGUAAACCCUCCUGCGCCGAUCGUGCCUCGGGUCCGUGAGGGUGAGGGGGGCGUGGCGACAGGCGAGGAGGAAGGAGGGGCGCGGUUUCGAGCCCCGUCCCCGGUGCUUGGGAGGAGACCCCUCAGUUCUGCGCUGCUCCCGUCCCCCCUCCCCAGAGCAAGAUAUUAUGGCAACCUUGGUGGAGCAGGUCUGUCAGUGCCAUUUUUCCAACAGCCAUUUGCUCUCUCUGUGUCUUUGUAUCACAUUCUGAAGCAAUUUCUAGAGAUUCCAAUGAAGAAGGCUUUGAAAAAUCAGUUUGGAAAAUACUGUUUAAAGUUCUACUAAAAGGUAAAGAAUUGUGUAAAACUACAGUCGUUUUUUACUUACAAUCUAAAAGAAAUAUAAUCCGUGGUUUGCAGGCUUCUUUUAAGACUAU
This is a messenger RNA of Mustela erminea (ermine), 1030 nucleotides long. RefSeq lists its product as uncharacterized. The transcript is spliced from 5 exons. Lineage: Eukaryota; Metazoa; Chordata; Mammalia; Carnivora; Mustelidae. The record is from RefSeq and is a predicted model, not a curated record. The coding region runs from base 1 to 939 and encodes 312 amino acids.